AUGCCCAAAACCAACGCGCGUUUGCGCAGCUCUCGUCGUGCUCCUUCGCUGAAAGAUGGCGAUAUUGAUCAUGAAAUUAGUCUGGUCGACCAUUCGGCACCGAUCGAGGAGCCUCAGUCUCCUACUCCCGAAACCGCCGAUGAUAUCGACGUAUCUAUUUCAAACCAACCCCUAAUUUCAUCCGAUAGUAGAGCUCCGUCUACCCAGCCUCCCGAAGCAGGAGAUGGCCAACCGAAAAAUAGUGACCCUGACGAGGCAGGUCCCUCGGGCGAACGUGGUACAUCUCAAGCUUCUAUACAAGAUGCCAACGGUUCGGUGAUCGGUAAACAGCCCAUUUCGAAAGAGAAUGGUCUUAAGAAGACUCUAAGCAAAAACAAGCCUCGUCCGCGUCCAUCUAAAGAGGCAGAAACAGAAAUUGAUAUACUAUACGAGAACCAGCGUGGGGGGUUCCUUUGUGGCAUUCCUCUAUUUUCUUCCGCGGCGUUGGGCAACUUAGAUCCCCCACCUUGGACCAACUUUGCACACAAGCCGAGCCCGACAGGCAUACAUACAGCCCAAGUGCCGGAUCCGAGCUGGGAAUGGGCAUGGCCUGAGUGGCGCAUAAAUCGGGAUGAGACUAUACAGACCGACAGUGACGGCUGGGAGUACUCGUUUAUGUUUUUUAAGAAAUUCUCAUGGCAUGGCCCUAAGUGGUACAAUUCAUUCGUACGGAGGAGAGCGUGGAUUAGAAGGCGAAUAAGAAAGGGCCACGGAUAUCAGAUGAACGACCCGCACAUGAACCAUGAGUACUUCUCAAUAACUCCCGCGAGAAUGGAAUCAGGACGAACGAGCGUCAAUCAGAUGGCAAUUCGGAUUUCCCAAGAAACGUCCCGGAAAUCGAGAGAUACUAAGCAGGAUGAAGAUGGAGCAAUAGCUAUGGUGGACAUAACAACAACUGACGAGCUAAUGCUGAUUUUGAGGAGGUCCCGCAUCGACCGAGAGAAGCUCGAGGCGAUAGAAAACUACAUUGAGCACUGCACAGAUGAUUUGCAGAAAUUGCAAGACUACAUGCACGAGAUCAUGUCUUUGUUUGUGUUCCAGGCAAACCGGAAGCUUCUCUUAGCACAUCUCAUACAACUUCACGACGACCAAGUGGAUACAGAACAAAAAGGGAAAUCUUCUCUCGCUACGCAACAAAAGGCCGAAAACUUGGCCGCAGCUAUUAAGCACGCCGACGAGGAAGUCCGAAGGCUGGAAUAUUGGAGCGAUAUCAAGGGGAUGGCAGAGAGUGGGGAGUCUAGAGGUGCUGUGGACUGCGGGAAAGGAUGGGAUCGCGACUGGACAGGCCUCGACAAGAGUGGCCCAAGAGGCGUUAAAAAGGACGACGAGCUUCCUUAA
Messenger RNA from Daldinia childiae, 1377 nucleotides. Its product is annotated as Meiotically up-regulated gene 65 protein. Lineage: Eukaryota; Fungi; Ascomycota; Sordariomycetes; Xylariales; Hypoxylaceae. The coding region runs from base 1 to 1377 and encodes 458 amino acids. Gene Ontology annotation, cellular component: membrane. The record is from RefSeq and is a predicted model, not a curated record. The transcript has a single exon.